This is a messenger RNA of Zalophus californianus (California sea lion), 2624 nucleotides long. RefSeq names its product RAB3A interacting protein (gene RAB3IP). Gene Ontology annotation, cellular component: Golgi to plasma membrane transport vesicle. Lineage: Eukaryota; Metazoa; Chordata; Mammalia; Carnivora; Otariidae. The record is from RefSeq and is a predicted model, not a curated record. Gene Ontology annotation, biological process: exocytosis. Gene Ontology annotation, molecular function: guanyl-nucleotide exchange factor activity. The transcript is spliced from 13 exons. The coding region runs from base 762 to 2216 and encodes 484 amino acids.
CGCGAGCCGGCCUGGAGGGGCAGCCGUGGCAGGUGCAGGUGCCGCGCGCGGGGACCCGGCCAAGCAGCCCCGGCCCAGCAGCUCCGGCCCAGCAGGCGCGCUCCCUCGGCUUGGCACGCGGGCUCUAGGACCUCCGGCAGAGGCGGCGGCAGGGCUCGGCGCCUCGGAGCGUCUCGGGCCGCUGGGGCGUCGGGCGGCUGCGGCUCCUCCCCCGCCCCCCGGACGCCGGCGCGUUACUCAUUAACUGCGCGAUCCCGAGGGCCCGCGGCUGUGAACCCGAAUCCCGGUUACCUGUCGGCGGGGCGCGCGCGCGACUCACAGCAGGGGGCCCGCGGCAGCGGGGGUGGGGGGGCUGGUUCUAAGAGAGUUCCCGAACAAGUGUGGAGCCCGGCGCUGCGCGGGAUCUGGAGUGGGGUGAAGCAGUAGGCUUAGACCUGGAGUCUUAGUAAAGGACGAGCGAGGCUCCGUGCUGAGGCGUAGAGGUCACCCUUGGCAGGGUUUCGGCGAAACUUGCGGGGCCCGAGCAAGCUCUAGGAGUCGCGCCUUAGGUGGCCGCGCAUUUCGGCCUGACUUUUGUUUCGGGGAGUUGAGACGAGCUGCGCGGACGUAAUUGUAAUUACACUGCCCUUCCACCGUUGACAACUCUCUCCGACCGCCCGGGGACCAGCCAGCUCUAAUGGACUCUGGAGGUGAUGAUGUUAGGUGGAAUCUGCAGCACGUGAAGAGUUGCCAGUUGUUAUGGCAUUAAGAAAACAUCUGUAAUGGCUAAAGGGUUAUCUUAUGAUGAGGCUUUUGCUAUGGCUAAUGACCCCUUGGAAGGCUUCCAUGAAGUAAACCUUGCUUCGCCUACUUCUCCAGACCUUCUUGGUGUGUAUGAAUCAGGAACUCAAGAGCAGACUACCUCACCAAGUGUCAUCUAUCGGCCACAUCCUUCAGCUCUGUGCUCUGCUCCUAUUCAGGCUAAUGCCUUAGAUGUUUCCGACCUUCCCACACAACCCGUGUAUUCAUCCCCCAGACGUUUAAAUUGUGCAGAAAUAUCUAAUAUCAGCAUCCAUGUUACAGAUCCAGCACCUUGUUCUACCUCUGGAGUCACAGCUGGGUUAACUAAAUUAACUACCAGAAAGGACAACUGUAAUGCAGAGAGGGAGUUUUUACAGGGUGCUACUAUAACAGAGGCUUAUGAAGGCAGUGAUGAUAUUUUUGGGUUGAGUACUGAUAGUCUGUCCCGUUUACGAAGCCCAUCUGUUUUGGAAGUCAGAGAAAAGGGCUAUGAAAGAUUGAAAGAAGAACUUGCAAAAGCUCAGAGGGAACUGAAGUUAAAAGAUGAAGAGUGUGAAAGGCUUUCUAAAGUACGAGAUCAACUUGGACAGGAAUUGGAGGAACUCACAGCUAGUCUGUUUGAGGAAGCUCAUAAGAUGGUGAGAGAAGCAAAUGUCAAGCAGGCAGCCGCAGAAAAACAGCUAAAGGAAGCACAAGGAAAAAUCGAUGUCCUUCAAGCUGAAGUAGCUGCAUUAAAGACACUUGUCUUGUCCAGUUCUCCAACAUCACCUACACAAGAGCCUCUGCCAGGUGGAAAGACACCUUUUAAAAAGGGGCAUACAAGAAAUAAAAGUACAAGCAGUGCUAUGAGUGGCAGCCACCAGGACCUCAGUGUGAUACAGCCCAUUGUAAAAGACUGCAAAGAGAGUACCACUUACCUGCCUUGGGGUUUAUGUCCAUUGAAGCGUAAACUUUACAAAGAAAAUGAAUUUGGAAAUGCUGACUUAUCUCUGUAUAAUGAAUUCAGAUCUUGGAAGGAUGAUCCUACAAUGGAUAGAUCAUGUCCUUUCUUAGACAAAAUUUAUCAGGAAGAUAUCUUUCCAUGUUUAACAUUCUCAAAAAGUGAGUUGGCUUCAGCUGUUCUGGAGGCUGUGGAAAACAAUACUCUAAGCAUUGAACCGGUGGGAUUACAGCCUGUUCGAUUUGUGAAAGCUUCUGCAGUCGAAUGUGGAGGACCAAAAAAAUGCGCUCUAACUGGCCAGAGUAAAUCCUGUAAACACAGAAUUAAAUUAGGGGACUCAAGCAACUAUUAUUAUAUUUCUCCUUUUUGCAGAUACAGGAUCACCUCUGUAUGUAACUUUUUUACAUACAUUCGAUAUAUUCAGCAGGGGCUCGUGAAACAGCAGGAUGCAGUGAUGAGGAUAGGUCCGAAUGGAAUAAAGAUUACUAUAUUCUGAAUCAGCUGAAACAUAUAGAUGAUAUAUCCGAGAGAGCCAACCUCAUUUGAUCAGAUGUUUUGGGAAGUUAUGCAGUUGAGAAAAGAGAUGUCAUUGGCAAAGCUGGGAUAUUUCAAAGAGGAACUCUGAUGCUCUGCCUGGGACCAUGCAUGAACCUCCCUGAAUACCUGGAAAAUGGCUGAAUAUUUUUAUGGUUACUUGAUAUUUAUUUCCAAGGAGUGGGCCCAAGACGUUUUCUCUCUUUUGCAGAUUACACUAAGAAGUACUGUGAUUUCUUUUAAAUUGACCUCUGCUGUGUCUGCUUACUCUCUAGUUGAACACACUAUAAAGAAUUAUAGGUGUACUAGUGAUUGUAAUUUAGAGUUGCAAAAAAAAAAGCUAAAUAAAAUACGUCAAUGUUAGAUUGAA